Rotaria sordida is the source of this 1473-nucleotide messenger RNA. NCBI's taxonomy places the organism in Eukaryota, Metazoa, Rotifera, Eurotatoria, Philodinida, Philodinidae. The record is from the annotation of a GenBank genome assembly.
AUGCAUCAAUCAAUGUCACUGGUUGUUGUUAUAUUGGCUUUGUAUGGUACUACGAUGGCGACAAAUUUGCUUGAAGGUCGUGGUUUGAUGAAUGUAUGCUAUGAUGAGUAUGGUUGCUUCACAUCAGGUCCUCCAUUCGGUUUGACACUUUACCGACCAUUUACUCUUUUACCUGAUCCGCCUGAGGUGAUCGACACUCGCUUUUUGCUCUAUACAAGACAAUUUCCGGACAAAGGUCAAGUGAUCAGUCGUCACACAACACUUGACACAUGGGAUCAUACUAAAGCAACAAAAAUUUUGGUACACGGAUUUCUUGAUUCCAUCAACAGUACCUGGUGGUCAGAAAUGAAAGAUGCCUUUCUCCAGGCUGAGGACUGCAAUGUCAUUCUAACUGAUUGGAGUCGGGCGAAUUACUUUCCGUAUACGAAGGCAACAGCUAAUGCUCAGGUGGUUGGUGCAGACAUUGCUCUUCUAGUGAAUGAGAUGAUCAAAGCGCACGGAGCUAAUCCGGCUGACUUUCAUAUCGUCGCUCAUAGUUUGGGAGCUGCUGUCGCAGGUUACGCUGGACACCGUAUCAGUGGACUUGGACGUAUCACAGGUCUUGAUCCAGCCGGUCCCUUUUUUGAAAACACCGAUCCAAUCGUGCGUCUUGAUUCAAGUGAUGCAAAAUUUGUUGACAUUAUUCAUACAGAUGGGUCGUCCAUGCUUCUUCUUGGCUUCGGCACUCUCACACAAGUGGGUCAUGUCGAUUUUUACCCGAACGGAGGCGUGAAUCAGCCCUCGUGUGAUAAAACGUCAGGCAAAUUCAUUCAUACCAUUCUCAAUUUGGGUCCACUUGACAUUCUCCGUCCUAUAAAUAUUCAAGGUUUAUUUGCCACAACACUGUGCAGUCACUUUGCUGCCGUUCAUCUAUUCACCAAUUCGAUUCUCGAUCGGUGUAUCUAUCGAGGAUUUUCAUGCGAAAGUGACGAAAUCUUUCGGAAAGGAGAAUGUAUACUGAAUGCUAACGAAGGAAAUUUCAUGGGUUAUCAUGCAUCUCCAAAUAAAGCACUUGGACGACUCUAUCUCGAUACCCAAAUGGCGAACAAAGUUCCGUAUUGUAUUAAUCAUUAUCAGAUUAGGUUGAUAUCUGGUUCAAAUUUUGCGCAAACAAAAGCCCAAAUUGGUCUAACACUCACCGGUAGUCAAGCUACACAAAGUGUUCUCUUUGAUUCUGAGGAGCCAUUGUUGAAGCAAAACAGUAUUGAAACUCGUUAUAUUCCACUUAAAACUGAUUUGGGUAUGAUUCAACGUGUCAACAUUGAGUUCAAACGUACAGGUCAUUUGAUUUCCUCACUGCUCUAUUCGAACAAAUGGGCAUUCACACAUGUGAUUGUUAUUGAUGGUGAUCGGCAGACCAAUGCAACAUUCUGUGCUGAGAACAACACAACGGUACUUGAAUCUGGCAGUACCGCAAUAUUUUCUCCAUGUUAA